Symbiodinium sp. CCMP2592 is the source of this 759-nucleotide messenger RNA. Lineage: Eukaryota; Dinophyceae; Suessiales; Symbiodiniaceae. The record is from the annotation of a GenBank genome assembly.
AUGCUCGGUCAUGCCGCACUGGCUGAAAUCGUGAUACUGUAUAGGCAAGCCCACUACGGCCAACUAGCGCAGCGGCAGCCCCGCCGCAUCGGCGAGGUCGAGCACACGGUCCAGUUCCGGGCCCAGCCACUGGCUCGCUGCACCGCGACAGCCAAAGCUGCCCACCAGCGUCUUGUCCAGGCGAAGGCGGCAGCGGCUCGCAAGUCUCGAACGAGCCGCUGCUCGAACGAGCCGCUGCGCUGCUUCGCUCCAGCGUCCCCCCAACUUCGGAGCCAAGCACGACGUGCUGCUGCGGAGCACAUCGGGAGAGCGCCAGACGGGAACCAAUGGAUGUUGCAAUCUUGGAUGGCAAGUAAGAUUGAUCCUUCUCUGUAUCCGGCGGCGGGGGACGCCGUAUUGGGUUCCUCCUGUGCGCUGGUUGCGCCGGCACUGCUCCCGGGUGGUAGAGGGCAGAAUGCCCUCUUCAUCAUGAUGGCAAAUCUUGCCGCCACCUCGGCGCGCCGUUGCAUCCAACCGGAAGAGGUCGGCCAGCAACUCCUGAGACCUUGUAUUGUGGAGUUGCAUCAUGGUGAAGCUUUGUUUGCGCGGCAUCAUCUAUUUCGGUUAUGGCUACUUUGCCGAGUAUCCCAGUUUGCUGACAGUGGUGCGAAGUACGAAGCCGUCAACGACCCGGAUACGGCCGAUGCGAGGGUCGAGCCAUCGACCUACACCAUCACUGACGGAUCUUACGAUGUUUACAGGCGGAGCCUGUGGGAUUAG